Molecule: messenger RNA, 2388 nt
Organism: Naegleria lovaniensis
Lineage: Eukaryota; Heterolobosea; Eutetramitea; Acrasida; Naegleriidae
Exons: 2
Coding region: 1-2388 (795 amino acids)
Biological process (GO): vesicle-mediated transport; intracellular protein transport
Cellular component (GO): membrane coat; AP-3 adaptor complex
Source: RefSeq, a predicted model, not a curated record
AUGAGUUUAGGCGGAGACUCGAAAUACUUCAAGGAGACGAACACCGGAAAGUUUGAUGAAAUUACCAAGCAAUUGGACUCGAAUAAUUUCAGGGAUAAAUUGGUUGGUAUGAAGAAGGUGAUUGCUAUGGCAUCAUCCGGAAAAGAAGUAGAACCUCUCUUCCCAUACGUAGUCAAGAACGUAGUAACCAAGAAUGUUGAACUGAAAAAGUUGGUCUACAUGUAUCUCGUUCACUUUGCCGAACAAAAACAAGAAGAAGCCUUGCUCUCCAUCAACAAUUUCCAAAAGGAUCUCGAUGACAAGAAUCAAUUCUUGCGAGCAUUGGCUUUGAGAGUCAUGUCAAGCCUUAAUGUACAAGACAUUACCACUGUUAUUUUGGUCGGAAUCAAAAAAUGUCUUCAUGAUAUGAGUCCCUACGUGAGAAAAGCAGCUGCUUUAGGUAUCAUUAAAGUAUUCAGACAAAAUCCAGAUGAACUCGGAGCAGAAUGUGCUGAUUUAAUCGGAGAAUUAUUGAAGGAUAACAAUACUAUGGUUUUGGGAGCCGCAGUUCACGCUUUCAAUGAAGUCUGUCCAACCAACUACUCAUUGAUUCACCCAGUAUUCAGAAAACUGUGCCGAUUCUUGGUUGAUUGUGAUGAAUGGGGACAAUGUUCAAUUAUGCAAAUGUUGUUACGGUAUGGACGUGCUCAUUUCCAAUCUCCAUUCAAGAGUGAUGCAUACAAGAAACGUGCUUUCUACGAAGAUGACGAUGACACAGAAGGAAAUCAUGACGGAAACCAAGAAAUAUUCGAUGAUGGGUUUGAACCAGGAGCAGAGAUGGAACUUGAUCAAGAUCACAGAUUAUUAUUGAAAUCAACAGCUCCUUUAUUGAAAACUAACAACAGCGCUGUUGUUUUAAUGGUGGUCGAUUUACAUUUCUAUUUGGCACCUAAACAAGAAUUUGCUUUGAAAUGUGUCGCCCCAUUAUUGAGAAUUUUGAGAUUUUAUCGUGAGAAUGCAUACAUUGGGUUAAUGUCUGUCUCAACCAUCGCAAGAGAACGACCAGAAAUUUUUGCAAAUCACCUGAAGGAUUUCUUUAUUUAUUCAACAGAUCCAGCCUAUGUAAAGAAUCUCAAAUUAGAGAUUUUGUCACUUCUCGCCACUGAUGAAACAGUUCACAGUAUUCUGAAAGAAUUCAGAACUUAUGUCAAAUUCCCCAACGAACAAGACUUUGUUAACAAUACUGUUAGAGCCAUGGGAAGAGUGGCAUCAAGAAUUCCUGAAGUUGUAGAAUCAUGUAUUGGUACAUUGAUGAAUUUAAUUACAAAGGGAUCAGAUACAAUUGUGGCAGAAUCCAUUAUUGUCAUUCAUCAACUCUUGCAACAAAAUCCUGAAGAUAACAAGAAAAUUAUUUUGCAAAUGGCCAUUUUGUUGGAUGAUAUCAAAAUUCCAGUUGCCAGAGCAAGCAUUGCCUACAUGAUUGGAGAAUAUAUUGACUAUCUUCCUUCAAAGGAGGGUAUUGGCAUUGGCGUUGCUGCUGAUGCUCUACGUAUUUUAGCCAAGGAUUUUGUCAAGGAAGAUGACUUGGUCAAAUUGCAAGCUUUGAAUUUGAGUACCAAAUUGUAUUUGAAGGUUGCCAAUACCGCUGACGUUAAAAAGUCAGAGCAAAUCAAUUUAUUGAUUCAAUAUGUUUUGAACUUGGCUCGAUAUGACCAGAGUUAUGAUGUUCGUGAUCGUGCCAGAUUUAUGAGAAAUAUUUUAUUCAAUCCAAAAGGACUUGUAUCUACUUUGCAUGAAAAAUCGGACGAUAUUUUCGGAGCCAACACCAAAACAUCCAUUUCACUUAACAGCAAGUUUGUUGAGGACCGUGCUAGAUUUAUUUUAGGUACAUUGUCACACAUUCUAAACCAUUCUACAGAUGGCUAUUUGCCUCUUCCUGAUUUCCCACCAGAAACUCUCAACUACGAAGACAGAAAUGUUUUGGCAUCGACUGACGUGCAAGCUGAUGUUGGUGCUAUUGGAGAGACAUCCUCAGAUUUAUUCUCUGGAGAUAUCGACGACUUUUAUGGUGAAGAAGAGGAAGAAGAAGAAGAGGAUGAUGAAUUGGAGGGAGAUGCUGAAUUUGAGGAAGAGGAAGAGGAAGAAGAGGAAGAGGAUGAUAUUGACAACUUUUAUGGCGAAGAAGAAGAAGAAGAGGAAGGUGAGGAAGAGGAAGGCGAAGAAGAAGAGGAAGAAGAAGAGGGUGAAGAAGAAGAAGACGAAGAAGAGGAAGAAGAAGAAGAGGAGGAAGAGGAGGAGGAAGAAGAUGAUGAAGAAGAAUUCAUGAAGCCUUCAUCGAGCUCCAAAUCAGCUGUAAAAACACCAACAAGCGCCAAAAAGCCAACCACUACCACCUUUGAUUUUUACUAG